CUCAGUUAACGUAAACUAAAACUCUACUUCAACAUGUCUGGACGCGGUAAAGGAGGCAAAGUCAAGGGAAAGGCAAAGUCCCGUUCAUCUCGUGCUGGUCUCCAGUUCCCGGUAGGCCGUAUUCACCGUCUACUGCGCAAGGGAAACUAUGCCGAACGCGUCGGUGCUGGUGCUCCCGUGUAUCUGGCCGCCGUGAUGGAAUAUUUGGCUGCUGAAGUGUUGGAAUUAGCAGGAAAUGCUGCCCGUGACAACAAGAAGACCCGAAUCAUUCCACGUCAUCUGCAAUUGGCCAUCCGUAACGACGAGGAGUUGAACAAACUUCUGUCCGGUGUCACCAUUGCCCAGGGAGGUGUCUUGCCAAACAUUCAAGCCGUUCUGCUGCCCAAGAAGACCGAAAAGAAAGCCUAAAUAAUUUUCACCACCUAUCGAACAAAAACCGUCCUUAUCAGGACGAACAAAAUUGUACAUGAUGAGUUAAAGUUUUUUUUGAAUUGCAUGUAAAACUAAUUCAAUCUAGAAUUUGUACGUUUAGUUGUGGAAAGUACCAACAUUUCAUUGGUUUGAGAUUUUUACCAAAGUAGAAAGUAACAUUGAAGAACUCGUUUUGUUCGCUCACUCUGAUUAAUAACUAAAAUAUUUUUACAUUUUUCAUGAUACUCUGGGCAUAGUAAGCUACUUAAAAACUUUUAUAAUUAAUGAAAGAGGAGAUAAAUCACUCAAUAUUAUUUAGGUCCUUUUGAAAAGUUACGCGAGAAAUAUCAAAUUAUACUAAUUGCUGCCCUUCAAAUUCAAAGAAUA
Wyeomyia smithii (pitcher-plant mosquito) is the source of this 798-nucleotide messenger RNA. Its product is annotated as histone H2A. The transcript has a single exon. The record is from RefSeq and is a predicted model, not a curated record. The coding region runs from base 34 to 408 and encodes 124 amino acids. Gene Ontology annotation, cellular component: nucleosome. Gene Ontology annotation, molecular function: structural constituent of chromatin; protein heterodimerization activity; DNA binding. NCBI's taxonomy places the organism in Eukaryota, Metazoa, Arthropoda, Insecta, Diptera, Culicidae.